AUGGCGGUUCCAGUUGACACCACCCAGGCGUCGAAGAAGGCAGACGAGAAGCGCCAGCGGAAUGCCAAGGCUUCCACUCGGCAUCGCAGAAAGAAGAAGAAUAUCCAGGAGGAGAAUAUCCGCUUGCUUCAGGACCUCAAAGACGACCAAGAGGCAAUGGCUGAGCAGAUGGAAAAUCUGACCCGCCAGCGUGACUUUUACCGUGAAGAGCGCAACCGCCUCAGAGAGAUUGUCCUCCGCACGCCCGCGAUCAGCCAGCAUGCUUCCGGACCGCCGAGCCCAGGCUCAAGGAGUGGCGUCAACUCGUACGCGGAUCACAGCCCUAUGGGAGGGAAACCGCGCCCCUUACAUACGCCGUCGCAGGGUUAUAUCAGCGAAGCAUCGUCUGUCGAACGGCCAGCGCAGCGGCGGAGAACUGACGAGCACUCAGAGUACGCGGCCAACUACUCUACGCAUCCGGGGCCCCCCGCGACGACACUGCCGCCUAUGCAUUCACACGUACAAACCAUGCCUCCUCGACCCAUGACGGCUCUUCCACCACUGAGGGCCAUGGACGGGCCGCCUCCUCCCCACGAGAUGCACUCGGGACAUGCUACGCACGAGAGGGACCCGGUCACGGGGGACUGGCGAGUCGCGCCGCCACGGCCUUACGAGACUGGCUGGGCUACCACUCGAAAUGUCGACGGUCAUCCACGAUAA
Messenger RNA from Cordyceps fumosorosea ARSEF 2679, 699 nucleotides. RefSeq lists its product as hypothetical. Lineage: Eukaryota; Fungi; Ascomycota; Sordariomycetes; Hypocreales; Cordycipitaceae. The coding region runs from base 1 to 699 and encodes 232 amino acids. The record is from RefSeq and is a predicted model, not a curated record. The transcript has a single exon. Gene Ontology annotation, biological process: regulation of DNA-templated transcription. Gene Ontology annotation, molecular function: DNA-binding transcription factor activity.